AUGCAGCCGGAAGAGGAUCUGUUCCAGUGGCAGAAUGGCGAGGUACUUGAGUUUGCAGAGGAGCAGGGGAGUAAGCACGAGCGGAUCGCGGAAUGGCGGCAGUUGAACACAAAAAGGUACGGCUACCGCGCUGCAUACCACGAAGCAGUCGCCCAAAAAGAUGAUGUGCCUCCAGAGUAUCUGCGCAAAAUGGUAAAGGACAACGGUGAUCUUGGCGGAAAACGUUUCGGUACGGAGCGCAAGCUGUGUGUUGCGUUGCUGAAGUACAUGCCACUAGCACUUUACAAGUUGCUUGAGAAUAUGCCGAUGCCUUGGGAGGAGGCGCGUUACGUUAACGUUGUAUACCACAUGGGCGGUGUACUGACGCUCGUUGAUGACACACCAACGGUCCCGGAGCAGCUGUACCUAGCUCAGUGGGGUUCCAUGUGGACACGGAUGCGCUCGCACAAGGUGGAACUUCAGCAGGAGGGAGGCGCUUUUCGUCGCAUGGUGCACAAGGGCAACGAGAAUGAGCCCCCACUAGACUAUGGUGAUUACCUCAUGGAUCGUGAACCCCCACCAGCGGUGCAUGAUGAGCUUGACGAGGAGGACGCUGCGGCCAUCACGGACUGGUUCUACGACCCCUUUCCUCGGUUGGUGCAUCCAAAUCAAAUUCGUGGUCCACGUCGACCCAAUGGAUAUUAUUUUUCCAUCAGUGUUGUUGAGUCACUCUUUCGUAGUGCCUCCCCAAUUCUGCCGGUGCUGGAUGAUCGCAACUACUACUACCUCUGGGACCUAAAGUCGUUUUACACGGCAAAGGCGAUGCACCUUGCGAUUCCACGGGCACCAAAGUUUGAGGCGCCUCCUGCGGUGUAUGAGGAGGAUCAGGACUGGACGGAGUUUAACGACCUUCGGCGCAUAAUUCACCGCGACGACCCACGCAAGCCGCGAUUUACGAUGCUCACAGAGAGACAGAUUGCAUUUCCAUUUCUGUACGGCAAUGUGGUGGAGGCGGUCACGGUGGCGCCCUACCAUUACCCCGCUGAGGUUCGUGUGGAGAACGACGACCCUGCGCUGCCUUGCUUCUCGUGGAACCCUUCCAUAAACCCCAUCAAGGCCCUGAAGCGGAAUCACGCCGAGGUGACGGCGGCGAAUAAGGGCGCUUUGCGAUCUCUGGCACUGCAGCAUCUGCAGGAGGAGGAAGCAGCAGUGAAAGUGGAAGAGACGACUUGUCCCGUGCAGCUUCCGGCAAGCUUCGUCCCUUUUCUGGAUGAUCUUCCACUGGAGGAUGUGGACACCAAACAGGCUAUGAUGUUAGCAUUUGCACCUGCACCAUACAACGCAUUUGAAGGUGCAAUGAAGCGUCGUGUAGACAUUCCCGUCGCGGAGCAUUGGUGUCAGGAUCCUCCCACGUUAUUGUCAAGCGACACCCGUGAUAAGACUCUUCGCAGUUACACACAGCUGUUGAAGCAUACUGUCGCAAAGAAUCUUAGCCGAGAACGACUCCAGACGCGGAAGCGACAGAAGGAGAACACAACGGAUGCAGUGCAACCUUCCCGUCGAUUAGAUGAGCUUGGCGGCCUGAAGUUUUUUCAAACGACAAAGAUUGACUGGAUGGAGGCCGCGCUUCAAGUUAUGCGGCAGGGACACAACAUGCUGGUUCAGCUGAUCAACGUCAAAUGCCUGCCCUACGUUCACAUUGAUUACAACUUUGAAGCUAAGCCCACUCGUACGUUGACAACAAAGGAGAUCAAGAAGAGUCGCUUGGGCCCAGCGUUUCAUCUGAUUCGUGAGCUCUUGGGGUUUAUGAAGCAACUCAUCGACAUGCACGCGAUGUAUAGGCUUGGCAAAACAGACGCCUUUCAACUCGCGGACGCAACACAUUACCUCUUUUCCCACCUUGGGCGUUUGACCGGUGUGUAUCGGUACAAGUUACGAGCUAUGCGACAAAUCAAGCGCACCCGGGACCUAAAACAUGUUCUUUACAGUAAAUUUAAUGUGGGGGAGGUGCUGAGAGGUCCGGGAUGUGGUUUCUGGGCCCCGGCGUGGCGUGUUUGGGUGUUUUUCCUGCGUGGGAUGACACCACUGUUGCAGCGCUACCUAGGCAAUCUCACGGACCGCGUGCUUCGCGGGCGCGAAUCGAAGGGCAAGUACGAAGGCAAACGCAUUACCCGACAAAGGGUGGAGACGGACAAGGACGUAAAUAUUAAGGAGGCGUUUAGACGGGAGCUGCGCGAGAUGCUUCCCGAGAACGUGCGCGCGGACGUUAUUCGAACGAUGGAUCAGCACAUGAACGAGGCUUUUCGUCACUGGCGGGCUGGUCUCAAGUGGUCUGUGCCAGGUCUGGCCAAGCCCUUAACGGAGCUGGUAAACAAGUACGUCAAGCUACGGGCAGAGGAGUACAUUCGCGUCACACAGUACCAGCGCAAACGCAUCAAUGAAGGGGAUACAGUUGACAAACAGGCCUUUAUGAAAAAUCUCGGUCGUCUGACGCGUCUAAAGCUUAUGGAAGAGCAGGAGCGUCAGCGGGCGUACCUGGAGGGGCGCGAUGCACUCGUGAUCACCCCCGAGGAGGCGACGGAGAUUUACCGCAUGAUGGCAAACUGGCUUAGUGACCGUGGAUUUAAAAAAAUUGAGUUUCCCAAAGUGUCACGACCAGCUGAGCUGCGACUCCUUGAGCUCUCCUUAAACCGUCUCCGGGACCAGCACAACAUUGCGAAUCGACUCACGCAGGCCCAGCGUGAGGAGCAGGCACGCAUUGAGGAGGCCUUUAACUCACCGCACGACACUCUUUCAAAAAUUAUUGACUGCCUGGCGCGUGUGCGGCGUUUCAAGAACGUUGAGGUGGAGUACAUGGAUACCUUUUCAACACUGUAUCCUAUAUACAAGGUGGUGCCAUCUGAAAAACUUGUGGACUCCUUCCUAGAUCAGUACCUUUGGUAUGAAGCCAUGGAUCAACAGCGUCUGUUCCCCAAUUGGGUGAAACCCUCUGACAUGGAGCCUGUACCUGUUCUCCUCUACAAGUGGUGUCAGGGUGUCAAUGACAGUCCUGGCCUGUGGGAUGUUACACGGGAGGAAUCGACGGUUUUGUUGCAUGCGGACCUGGAGGACAGCUUCUUUGAGAACGUGGACUGGAAUUUAUUCCGCCCACUCUUGGAGCUUGUGAUGGAUAAAUCUCUGGUUGAAUACAUCGUUAGCCGCCACGACGUCGUUGUGGAAUUCAAGGACAUGAGUUAUCAAUGCCGGAAAGGGUUACUACGUGGAUUUAUGUUUUCUUCGUUUUUGGCACAGUAUUGGGGUCUCGUUAUAGACGUGCUACUGCUCGGGACGCAGCGCAGUCAGGAACUGGCAGGACCCGCCCGGCGACCCAACCCAUUUAUGACGUUUAUGCGAGAUCCGCUGCUCGCCACCUCGCAUCCUAUUCGUGGGUAUUGCCGGUACAAGAAUGAAGUGUAUCUUCUUCUUAAAUAUACAAAAGUAGAGGCGGACGAUGUGCGACGGCGGUACUUGGAGGAAACCAAACAUGAUCCUGAGCGACGCGCCCUAAAUGCCUCGGUGUAUGGAUUUAAAAAUGCCAAUCAAUGGCCGAGAGAUGCCCGGAUGCGUUUGUUUCUCAAUGAUGUGAAUCUUGCCCGUGCGGUUCUAUGGGAGUUCCGUGGCCGUCUGCCACCCAGCAUAGCUGAAAUGAAUGAAUCCAACACCUUUGUGAGUGUCUACUCCAAGGACAAUCCUAACCUGCUUUUUGACAUGGGGGGGUUUUCCGUAAGAAUCCUACCGGUGUGUCGCACAGAAGAGGAGGUGCUGGAGAACGAAUCCACGUGGAACCUGCAGCACGCUGCAAGCAAAGACGUCACGGCAAGAGCAUUUAUUCAGGUGGCACCGGAUCAUGUGAAUCAUAUACGGAACAAGGCCCGCCGCGCCAUUAUGAUGGUAGGCAGUUCUACCUUUCAAAGUAUUGCGGCGAAAUGGAAUGCGCUCGUAACCGAAAUUGUGCCGUAUUACCGCGAGGCAAUUUUAGGGACAGACAGUCUUCAGAAGGUUCUUGCCCGAGCAGAACAUCGAAUGCAGUCCAGGGUGAUGAUGGCGUUGAAUUCAAGGUCCAAGGCUCGAUUUCCCCCAGCAAUGUUUUACGCACCGACAGACCUUGGUGGGCUUGGAAUGCUCUCCGUGGGUCACUCCCUUAUUCCUGCCCGUGAUCUCAUCUACUCCAGAACCACCAGCACUGGUGUGCAAUUCUUCUACUCUGGCCUCACAAAUGCCGAUGACAUUCCCAUCCCUAACGUUCUGCAGUACUACACACCGUGGGAGACGGAGGUUCGGGAGAGCGUGAAGGCAUGGACGGAGUUCAGCGUGCGAGAUCGCGAAGCCAAAGCGGCCGGUACACGACUCUCACUGGAUGAUAUUGAGCCCAUCAUCAACAAGGGUGUUCCGCGAAUUCGGGUUCUCUUUUCUCGUCAUGCCAAACUCUUUCAAUUCGAUAAGGGGUUCCGUUGUCGCAUGGAAUUUCAGCGUUAUCUUGCCGGCAAGUACCUAAAGAACUGGUGGUUUCACCCCGAGCACGAUGGCAAUAUAUGCGGUGGUGUCUUGGAGAAGUAUCGUGUGGACAUCAUCAUUGCCCUCGGUGGCGUGGAGGCCAUUCUUGAGCACAGUCUGUUUAAAGGGACCGGAUUUCCCUCGUGGGAGGGCAUCGAGUUUAACCGCACCGGUGGUUUUGAGAACUCCAAGAAGGACAGUAAACUGGCUAAGCAGCAACGUGCGGGUCUCGCCAACGUCCCUAACCGACGCUUUGCGCUGUGGUGGUGCCCAACGAUAAACCGCGCUGAUGUUCAGGCCGGAUUUGAAUCUAAAAUCGACACCACAGGCGUGUUUAUGUGCGGAAAGCUCGAGACGAUUAAAAAAUCGCUGAUUAAAAUAUUUAGUGGCUCACUUUGGGAAAAGUGCCACGGGGCCGUCGUCAACGACAUUGCCAGCAAAUUGAAGGACGCCAUGGCAGAUUUGGAUGCAGCCUCGGUGACGCUGCAGCAGCAACACCCGCAAAAGUCGUACACCUACACAAGCUCCGCACCCGAUGUCGUCAUGGUUUCAACGUCGCGUUGGCCUGUGACGGCGAAACCGACGGUGCUCUCGGACGAGGCCGGGGAUGAGUACCGUUCCCACCUAACCAGCAAGUUCUGGAUUGAUGUGCAACUACGCUGGGGCAACUACGACAGUCACAAUAUCGCCGAGUAUGCGAGGAAAAAAUUCUACGAGUAUUCAUCAGCCAAAAUGUAUCCUUUUCCUGCUGGUGUGGUUGUGGCGGUCGACUUGGCGUACAAUUGUCAUUCGGCGUUUGGGUACUGGAUCCCACAGCUGAAGCCACUCAUGGCAAAGCUUAUGUCAGCCAUUAUGCGCCACAACAUUGCCCUCAAUACCUUGCGGGAUAGGAUGAAGCGCGAAUUACAGCUUUUCAGCUCUGCUCCCACAGAGGCAGGUUUGUCAGUGACAAACAUCGCAGAACUUUUUUCGGAGGGAAUGCGUACAUGGAUCGUGGACGACAGUGCAACCUACGUCACGAGUGAACAGCCAACAGCAGAAGGAGGAAGAAAGUUUCGCUCGGAGAACGGCGCCGUGCUGUUGUUUGAGCCUACCACGGGGCAACUAAAGCUCAGUAUUGUGCACAAGAGUGUCUUCGCAGGGCAAAAGCGACGCACAAAACUUGCGCGUGAAAAGGCGGCAGAGGAAAUUGCUUCAUGGCUUCGAAGCACACCGGCAAGUCAACGACCAGGCAAAAUUAUAGUCACCCGCUCCCGCUUCCGUCAAACGCUACACAACAUGCUUGUGUUAGACUACCCCAACAUUAUCAUUGGCCAGAGCGACCUGAACCUCGCUAUUCCCAUGGCGUUGCGCCACAGUCGUCUGGUGGAUUUGCGCAUCUCCGCCACCGAGAGUAAGGGGUGGGAGUUUUGCUUGUACGAUGACUGGCUCCGGCAGUUUCAACCAGCGACAUGCUUCAAUCUUCUCAACCUCAUCCUGCGCGGGUACCACGUCAACCUCAACCGGACGCGUGAGACCUUGGUGCCGGAUUUGCACGUGGAGGUGCAUCAUUCGCACUUUUGGCCCACGUACACCCGUGAGGAAUGGGAAAGGGUGUCAAUACGCCUGCAGGAGAUGAUUAUUGCGGACUCUGCACGUCGCAUGAACGUCAGCCCGAAUCAAUUCACUGAAAUGGAAAAGAAAGAUAUCCUCCUCGGGAAGAAGAUGACAACCGUCGAAAUUCAGGAAGAGGAAAAGAAGGAACUUGAGGACAUGAAAAGGACUAAGUUGAUGCAAGAGCAGACGGUAACUCUGACCACGAAGUCGGGUGAACAAAUCAAGAAGAAAGUCAAGGCCGCGUUUGACUUUGGAAACUCCACAACAGCCAGUAAUUGGCGAACGCGCUCUCUCGCCGAUGCGGCAGCAUUUGAUGAAUCCACGCCUAUAGAAAUUGAUGCUGUAGGUGCAGUGGCUAGUAGCGAUCAACUUGUCAUCCCUAUGGAAAUUAUGAAAUCAUUCUUUUCGUGCUGCGAUGUGCAGGCACAGUGCUGCGCUUACCUCUUUGGCCAAACCCUCCCAGAAUCCCCCAAUAUUAAGGAGGUGUUGUGUGUUAUGGUCCCACCACAAAAGGGAUCUGCUGUGGAGUGUACAACGCCGGUGCAAAUUCCACACAAAAACUCUGCACUUGUGGAAAACCAUCUCUCACUUAUUGGGGUGCUUCGCUGCGGUGGCGGGGAACCUGUCGUCCACUCAAGGGACUUGGCGCUACAGGGUCGACUUUUGGCGUCCAACGACGAGUUGCAGACGGAAGGGCUUGUGACCGCCGUCAUGGGCAUUUCUCAAGAUGGCCUGCAUAUACGUUGCUACACCACAACACGGGAAGGUAUCUCAUGGGCCUUGGAACACUACGCGAAGGCGCUAGAACGCGAGCCAAUGGAGGUUGCGCCAACACACGUCGCGCCGUGCCGGGCGACGCUUUCUGCAGAUCUUCAGGGCUUCUUUCUAGUACCUACCGAUGGAGAUUGGAACUAUGCAUUUAAGGGGGCCACCUGGCGUGAAUCCACAGAGUUUGACGUUACCACUGACUUCCCGCCCUCCUUUUUUGCCGCCCAGCAUCGGCCAGACCAUUUUCUUAACUUUGCACGCCUCUCCGAGGAAGAAGACGCGAUUGAUAUGGCUGACAUGGAUGACAUCAUGGCUUAG
Messenger RNA from Trypanosoma conorhini, 7194 nucleotides. RefSeq names its product pre-mRNA-processing-splicing factor 8-like. NCBI's taxonomy places the organism in Eukaryota, Euglenozoa, Kinetoplastea, Trypanosomatida, Trypanosomatidae. Gene Ontology annotation, cellular component: U5 snRNP; catalytic step 2 spliceosome. Gene Ontology annotation, molecular function: protein binding; U1 snRNA binding; U6 snRNA binding. The record is from RefSeq and is a predicted model, not a curated record. The transcript has a single exon. Gene Ontology annotation, biological process: spliceosomal tri-snRNP complex assembly; mRNA splicing, via spliceosome. The coding region runs from base 1 to 7194 and encodes 2397 amino acids.